Messenger RNA from Saimiri boliviensis boliviensis (Bolivian squirrel monkey), 2108 nucleotides. It is a transcript of the gene KIF22, whose product is annotated as kinesin family member 22. Gene Ontology annotation, cellular component: microtubule associated complex. Gene Ontology annotation, biological process: DNA repair; microtubule-based movement; spindle elongation. The record is from RefSeq and is a predicted model, not a curated record. Gene Ontology annotation, molecular function: microtubule motor activity; microtubule binding; DNA binding. Lineage: Eukaryota; Metazoa; Chordata; Mammalia; Primates; Cebidae.
AACGGGAGAAGCGGGCCCAAGAAGGGCGUGGAAUGGCCACAGGGGUCUCGACGCUUCAGAGGCGACGCGAGAUGGCGGCAACGACGGCGACCUCAGGAGCUGGUCGCUGUCGGCUAAGCAAGAUAGGAGCUAGUCGUCGCCCACCUCCAGCUCGCGUAAGGGUGGCUGUGCGACUGCGGCCAUUUGUGGAUAGAACAGCUGGAACAAGCGAUCCCCCCUGUGUGCGGGGCAUAGACAGCUGCUCUCUAGAGAUUGCUAACUGGAGGAACCACCAGGAGACUCUCAAAUACCAGUUUGAUGCCUUCUAUGGGGAGAGGAGUACUCAGCAGGACAUCUAUACAGGUUCAGUGCAGCCCAUCCUAAGGCACUUGCUAGAAGGGCAGAAUGCCAGUGUGCUUGCCUAUGGACCCACAGGAGCUGGAAAGACACACACAAUGCUGGGCAGCCCAGAGCAACCUGGGGUGAUCCCACGGGCUCUCAUGGACCUCCUGCAGCUCACAAGGGAGGAGGGCACCGAGGGCCGGCCAUGGGCCCUCUCUGUCACUAUGUCCUACUUAGAGAUCUACCAGGAGAAGGUAUUAGACCUCCUGGACCCUGCAUCAGGAGACCUGGUGAUACGAGAAGACUGCCGGGGGAACAUCCUGAUUCCGGGCCUCACGCAGAAGCCCAUCACUAGCUUUGCUGAUUUUGAGCGGCACUUCCUGCCAGCCAGUCGAAACCGGACUGUAGGUGCCACCCGGCUCAACCAGCGCUCCUCCCGCAGUCAUGCUGUGCUCCUGGUCAAGGUGGACCAGCGGGAACGUUUGGCCCCAUUUCGCCAGCGAGAGGGAAAACUCUACCUGAUUGACUUGGCUGGGUCAGAGGAUAACCGUCGCACAGGCAACAGGGGCCUUCGGCUAAAAGAGAGCGGAGCCAUCAACACCUCCCUGUUUGUCCUGGGCAAGGUGGUGGAUGCGCUGAAUCAGGGCCUUCCUCGUGUACCUUACCGAGAUAGCAAGCUCACUCGCCUACUGCAGGACUCUCUGGGUGGCUCAGCUCACAGCAUCCUUAUUGCCAACAUUGCCCCUGAGAGACGCUUCUACCUAGACACAGUCUCCGCGCUCAACUUCGCUGCCAGGUCUAAGGAGGUGAUCAACCGGCCUUUUACCAAUGAAAGCCUGCAGUCUCCCGUCUUGGCACCUGUGAAGCUGUCUCAGAAAGAAUUGCUUGGUCCACCAGAGGCAAAGAGAGCCCGAGGCCCUGAGGAAGAGGAGAUUGGGAGCCCUGAGCCCAUGGCAGCUCCAGCCUCUGCCUCACAGAAACUCAGCCCCCUACAGAAGCUAAGCAGCAUGGACCCGGCCAUGCUGGAGCGCCUCCUGAGCUUGGACCGUCUGCUGGCCUCCCAAGGGAGCCUGGGGGCCCCUCUGUUGAGCACCCCAAAGCGAGAGCGGAUGGUGCUUAUGAAGACAGUGGAAGAGAGGGACUUGGAGAUUGAGAGGCUUAAGAUGAAGCAAAAAGAACUGGAGGCCAAGGUGUUGGCCCAAAAGGCUGAAGACUCAAAGGAAAAGGAGAACCAUUAUCCCACAAUGCUCCGGCCCCUUUCGCAUCGCACAGUCACUGUGGCAAAGCCCCUGAAAAGGGCUGUGGUGAUGCCCCUACAGCUAAUUCAGGCGCAAGCAGCGUCCCCAAAUGUCGAGAUCCAUAUCCUGAAGAAUAAAGGCCGGAAGAGAAAGCUGGAGUCCCUGGAUGCCUCAGAGCCUGAGGAGAAGGCAGAGGACUGCUGGGAGUUACAGAUCAGCCCGGAGCUUUUGGCUCAUGGGCGCAAAAAAAUACUGGAUCUGCUGAAUGAAGGCUCAGCACGGGACCUCCGCAGUCUUCAGCGCAUUGGCCCGAAGAAGGCCCAGCUCAUCGUGGGCUGGCGGGAGCUCCACGGCCCCUUCAGCCAGGUGGAGGACCUAGAACGCGUGGAGGGCAUAACAGGGAAACUGAUGGAGUCCUUCCUGAAGGCGAACAUCCUGGGUCUUGCCGCCUGCCAGCGCUGUGACCCGUCUUGACCGCCGUUUCCUCACUCCGCCUCUUUAAAUCCUUGUAUAACCCCGUGUUGUGUAAAUACAGUUUUUGCUCCGGUG